This is a messenger RNA of Haemonchus placei, 882 nucleotides long. The record is from the annotation of a GenBank genome assembly. NCBI's taxonomy places the organism in Eukaryota, Metazoa, Nematoda, Chromadorea, Rhabditida, Trichostrongylidae.
AUGCCAGCGGUCCCCCGAGUGGAUCGCAUCAAAACUAUAUAUAGUGCCGCGAAAUCUCUCAAUUUUGGAUGGAGGUUCACUGAUUUUCUCAAAACGCCAGCAUACAAUGGUGUUUCCAGAUAUGUUCCUCAGCUCCACAGGAUAACUUUCCGAUUUUGUAAGCAAAGCGAAGCAAGCGCAGGUGUACGGAACUUCAUUGAACACAGACUUUUGGAUUAUGCAGCACGGACACCAUCUGUAGUUGUAUAUACGCAGCCUGUCCGCAACAAUAGUCCUCAAAUUCGAGCAGAAUAUGGGAAUGGUCGAAUUAUACAACUGUGCGCGUCGGGUAUGAGUAUGGAAGAUGUGGAACGGGAUGUUAAUUUGUUAUAUUCGCGAAGUGGACUUCCAGUUGUAAAGUUGGAAUCUCUGCAGAGUGCCGCUACACCUUCUGUACAGGGUGAAUGGACGCCAAUGACAUGGAUAUCUCCACGAUUGAAUUCUGCUACAUUACCGGAUCCUCAGUUCUCAGAACAUAAGACGAGUGAAGUGACGGCAACGGAAUAUCUUUUGGAACAACAAAAGCGGUGGCUUUUGAAGGCAACAACAAUGCCGAUGUAUCACGUGUCUCGUACAACGAGAUUCAUCCAAUACUGGAAGCACCUGCCCCAUAGAAUGCUGAAAACGUAUCCGGAGCAGACCAUCAUGUACUCGACAUUCGGCCUCGCCACCGUCGUUAUGGCCAUCUACAAGCUCUACAAGUUUAUAAAUCUGGACGAAAGACCAUAUUACCGUGGUUACUAUGACGUGGUUCGACCGAAUGAUCCAAUUGCGCUGAACUGGAGAAAACCCGAAGACUAUCCGGCUCCGUAUCUUUCGGAUGGUAUCGAAUAUGCUUGCUAA